UGUGUUUGCAUCAUCUGCUGUUGUGGCUGCAUCAGGAGCUGGGGCAGCUCUCUGAGGAUGCCAGGAAGCAGCAGCAGAGCAGCAACUUGUCCCGCAGCCUGCAUUACUCUGGCCUGGAUGAGUGGGCUCUGUUCCAGCUGCUGCGGGACACACACACACAAAGAGCUUUGCCCAGCAGCUCAGUGACACCAUCACACACGGGCUUGGGGGGAGGCCCAACAUCGGGUGGUCUUUUGGGGGGACAGCCUUUCAUCUGGGGGGUGGGAGGACAGCUCUGCUACUGCCUCUAGCCCUUGUGCUUCCAAAGGGGAUCUCCCAAGGCCAGCCCUUCCUGGGGCUCCCAGCAGUCCCCGUUCUGCCCCUCCCUCUCCCCCUCCAUCUGCAUGGAGCAAAAAGAGGCCCAGGAGAACUCAGGGGAAGCUGUGCCUGGGACCUCCGCAUGGAGCUGAGGCAGUGAAUGCUCACCUGGGAGGCCUCAGCCAGCCCUAAAAAGGAGGGCCAGCAGCUCUGAGGACCCUUCCCAGGCCCCCAGGAAGCCACCCUACUAUCGGAGGGUGCAUCAGUAGCCACCUAAACCUGGUCCAGGGUGCAGCUGAGGCCCACACCAGCCCCUUGUGGUCCUAGGCCCCAGGUCUAUUUAGCAUUUAAUAAAGGAAAAGGAGAGCAUGAAAACUGCAGAAAACCUCUCAGUAUUACUAACAAUGCCGGCAGAGUUGCUCUGCCCAGCUGUGCUGCUUUUCUGCCCUUUUUCUGGUGUUUUGACUAGCAUUUCCUGGCUUGUGCCCUAGGCAUUAUGGCCCCUAGGAUCACUUUUGGGAGAGAGGGGGGGCAUCGAUGCAGACCCUGGCCAGAAGAGGUGGGAUGUUGAUGCUGGCAGAUCCUUUCACAAGAUAACGAGAUUUGCGUUUCUGCCACUGACCCCAGGGCAGAUGUUUCCAGCCCUGGGUCUCCAGGGCCAGCCAGUGCCCAAGCACUCAUCCCUCCAGGCCUCUCCUCCUCCUCCUCAGCACACCCUGUACCUCACAUCCCAGGGCCCUUCUCUUCUAUCAGCCUGCACUGCCCACUGCAGCCUCACUACAGCAGCACCCAAUCCCUCCUUCUGCCUGGAGUCAGGACUUGGUGCUGCUCUCUGAAGCCCAAGGUUGUACUCUGCCGAGGCAGGAGCCCCAGGAAUUCAACAAGGGAAGUGCAAAUCCUACCCCUUUGCAGGGAAAGAGAAGUGGGUGAUUGUGCAGAGCACUCAAAGUAGUAAAGAAAGGCCCAAAUGAUUAAUAUCAUUUAUUCAAGACUUUGACUUUCCUUGCUUUUCUUGGCUAGUGAAUAAAAUUGUGGGGAUUGAGGAGGAAGGGGGUCCAGGUUGUGUGGAAAAUCCUACAGUGGGGAACCAGCAGCAGUGGGCAGCUGAGGAGGAGGUCACUCAGGGCAGUUCCCUGCAUCUGGUGGAAGUGAUUGCAGGAAGAGCUGCAUUGAAAAGGACAGGAGACUGGCUGUUUUUGUCUUUCCGAUCUUUUGCAUGAUGGAAUCUCCCCAGCCACCUCUGCUGGGAGAAAGAGCAGGUGUGUGGCAGAGGAUCCAUGCCACAGGUGCUUGCUGCCAGUUGCCCUGGCAGCUGGGAGAGAGCAGAGAGGGACACAAACUCAUUUCUCUGGGAAACAGCUCUAGAGGCACUCGAGUGCAAGCACUGGAAGCACUGCAGACGUGCUGUCUCGAGUUAGGUACAAUCUGUGGGGAUGUGAAAAGCAUCUCCGAGGCAGCACACUCCCCCUUUUCACAGUACAUACACAGCUGUGUGCAGGGAUCAGUAGCAUUUGCUCCUGACCAAGGAAAGAGCCCGUGUGUCUGGCAGUGUGAGUCCAAAGGAAUGUAACCUUUUUGUUUGGAUUUGGUGACCAAGCACUCAGCUGAUCUGGCUCCUGGGGACUGGAGAAGCACAUGAGCAAAUGCACUUCUCUCCCCUGGUGGGAAGCUGGUUUGAUGCCUUAUUACCGUAAUUGCCAAAUCCGUCAGUCAUUGCAGGCUGUCUUCAAGACCUCAUCCUCCUUUACCCUCUGCUCAGGAAGAAUAGCCAGCCUAUUUUGACAAUGCUCGCAGAAAAGUGCUUGGGAUUUGUUUAUUCUGCACUAUGUCUCUGGUCAUCCUUGUUCCUCUCUUUCUUUAAAGUCUCUCAGCAGGGUGAAGGCCAGAGACGCUUGUACAGAGAACUGCUGAGGAACUACAAUCGCCUGGAACGUCCGGUAGUGAACGACUCCCAGCCGCUGGUAGUUGAGCUCCAGCUUUCUUUGCUGCAGAUAAUUGACGUGGAUGAGAAGAACCAGGUGUUGAUCACAAAUGCUUGGCUGCAGAUGUCUUGGGUUGAUGUUUACCUGUCUUGGGAUCAAUAUGAAUACCCAGGGGUGCAGAACUUGCGAUUUCCUGCUGACCAGAUUUGGGUACCAGACAUUCUGCUGUAUAACAGUGCAGAUGAAAGGUUUGAUGCGACAUUUCACACGAAUGUGCUGGUGAAUUACUCUGGAUCCUGCCAAUAUAUUCCUCCAGGCAUUUUGAAGAGCACCUGUUAUAUUGAUGUCCGCUGGUUCCCCUUUGAUGUGCAGAAGUGUGAUUUGAAGUUUGGCUCCUGGACUCACAGUGGCUGGUUGAUUGACCUGCAGAUGCUCGAGGCUGAUAUGUCCAACUACAUCUCAAAUGGAGAAUGGGAUUUAGUGGGUGUCCCAGGAAAGAGGAACGAGAUGUACUAUGAAUGCUGCAAAGAACCAUACCCAGAUGUGACGUACACGAUCACCAUGCGCCGACGCACCCUCUACUAUGGCUUGAAUCUACUCAUUCCCUGUGUUCUCAUAUCUGGCUUGGCACUGCUCGUAUUCCUUUUGCCAGCUGAUUCAGGGGAGAAGAUUUCUUUAGGUAUCACUGUCCUUCUUUCCUUGACUGUAUUCAUGCUGCUUGUGGCUGAGAUCAUGCCUGCAACUUCUGACUCAGUCCCACUAAUAGCUCAGUAUUUCGCUAGCAUCAUGGUCAUCGUUGGUCUGUCUGUCGUGGUAACAGUGCUGGUUCUGCAGUUUCACCAUCACGACCCCCAGGCGGGAAAGAUGCCCAAAUGGGUCCGUGUCAUCCUGCUGAACUGGUGUGCUUGGUUUCUACGAAUGAAAAAACCUGGGGAAAAUAUAAAGCCCCUCUCUUGCAAAUACAGCUAUUCCAAGCACAACAUGAGUGUGAACAGCAUGGAGGUGAACGUCCUACCCGGGCACCAGUCCAGCAAUGGCAACUCCAUCUACAGCUACCACGCGAUGGACAGCCCGUGCUGCCCCCAGAAGAACGACCUCGGCAGCAAGACCGGCAAGAUCACUUGCCCCCUAGCAGAAGACAUCGAGCUCAUUCAAAAGAAAGCUCUAAUGGAUACUAUCCCAGUGAUCGUGAAGAUCCUGGAGGAAGUUCAGUUCAUAGCGACGCGAUUCAGGAAACAGGACGAGGGUGAAGAGAUCUGCAGUGAGUGGAAGUUUGCAGCUGCCGUGAUAGACAGACUGUGCCUGGUUGCAUUUACCCUUUUCGCCAUCAUUUGCACAUUUACAAUACUCAUGUCUGCUCCAAAUUUUAUAGAAGCUGUUUCAAAGGAUUUUGCAUAAGGUUUUCAAAGAUGAGCAUGAUUAUUUGAAAGUGAAUAUUGCCAGUAACUUUGCUCGAUAAUUUAAAUCAAAUAGAGAAGUGUACUUAUAUGUGCUAAAAUACACUGAAGGGGAUGAAAAUAAUUUCAGGACAUAAUUAUUCCUGAUGUUAGUGAUUGUAGUUACUGAAUAGUAAUCAUAUUGAACUCUGUUACUUAUUUCAUAGAUUAGUGCCACAUGUAAUUAUGUCAUGAUCUGUGACAAGUGGUAGACAAGAAUUCAAAUCUACAAUAUAUUUGUUACAAGCUAACACUCGUAUCAAUGUGUUACUAUGAAUUUUUGAACUUUUAGAUAUUGUUAAAUUGACUUAAAUGUUCAUUGAUGACUACGAGUUUCACAGAAUUUUGUUGUUUUCAGGAUAUUCGUGUUUUAUCAUUUUUGUUUGGUGUGGUUGUGACAUGCACUUAUCAGAUUUGAAAGACCUAUCUCCACAGUCUCAUGAUGCUGUAUAUUGUACCUGAAAAUAAACCAUCAUCAUAUUAGCUCA
Molecule: messenger RNA, 4143 nt
Organism: Corapipo altera (White-ruffed manakin)
Lineage: Eukaryota; Metazoa; Chordata; Aves; Passeriformes; Pipridae
Product: neuronal acetylcholine receptor subunit alpha-7-like
Exons: 10
Coding region: 2082-3617 (511 amino acids)
Biological process (GO): regulation of membrane potential; signal transduction; chemical synaptic transmission
Cellular component (GO): synapse; neuron projection; postsynaptic membrane
Molecular function (GO): acetylcholine-gated monoatomic cation-selective channel activity; transmembrane signaling receptor activity
Source: RefSeq, a predicted model, not a curated record